Molecule: messenger RNA, 3895 nt
Organism: Panicum virgatum (switchgrass)
Lineage: Eukaryota; Viridiplantae; Streptophyta; Magnoliopsida; Poales; Poaceae
Product: probable mixed-linked glucan synthase 6
Exons: 3
Coding region: 502-3309 (935 amino acids)
Biological process (GO): plant-type primary cell wall biogenesis; cellulose biosynthetic process
Cellular component (GO): plasma membrane; trans-Golgi network
Molecular function (GO): cellulose synthase (UDP-forming) activity; mannan synthase activity
Source: RefSeq, a predicted model, not a curated record
CUCUCUCUCUCUCUCUCUCUCUCUCUCUCUCUCUCACACACACACACACACACGUAGUGACAGAGCUGAGUGAGUACACACACACUACAGGUGAAGAGAGAGAGAGACGUGCAAAGACGCGUACAAAAAUACAGAGCGGGGUGAGCUAGCUAGGCUUGGCUCGCAGGUCCGACCGACACUCCCCCCCUUCGGCCCAUAAUUUCUAUAUAUCCCCCACGUACUUUACUCGGCCUCUCCCACAACACCUCUCCUCUCCCUAGAGAAGCGGCGGGAGAGCUCCUCUCUCCCCUCCCUCCUCCUGCUACCACCACCACCACCUUCCCAGAGCACAGAGCUAGCACGCAGCAGCAGGUCGCCUGCUCGCUCCCCAUUCCCGGUCGGUUCCCACUUCCUCCCCCGCCGGCCGGCCUCUUCUCUCUUGCCUGUCCUCGAGAGAGACAGGAAGCUAGCCGCCGCGGCACGCAGGCGGCAGCGGGAACCGGGGCGCGCGCGGCGGGCAUUAUGGCGCCCGGCGGCGGCGGAGACGCCCGGCGGAACGGCGAGCACGGGUGCGCGUGCGGCGGGUUCCCCGUGUGCGCGUGCGCGGGCGCGGCGGCGGUGGCCUCCGCGGCGUCCUCCGCCGACAUGGACCGCGCGGCGGUGGCCGCCACCGACGGCCAGAUCGGCGCCGUCAACGACGAGAGCUGGGUCGCCGUCGACCUCAGCGACGACCUCUCCGCCGACGCCGACGACGGCGUCGCCAUCGAGGACCGCGCCGUCUUCCGCACCGAGAAGAUCAAGGGCGUCCUCCUCCACCCCUACAGGGUGCUCAUCUUCGUGCGGCUGAUCGCGUUCACGCUGUUCGUGAUCUGGCGCAUCUCGCACCGGAACCCGGACGCGAUGUGGCUGUGGGUGACCUCCAUCGCCGGCGAGUUCUGGUUCGGCUUCUCGUGGCUGCUGGACCAGCUGCCCAAGCUGAACCCCAUCAACCGGGUGCCCGACCUGGCGGUGCUCCGGCAGCGGUUCGACCGCGCGGACGGCACCUCCCGGCUGCCGGGGCUGGACAUCUUCGUCACCACGGCGGACCCCUUCAAGGAGCCCAUCCUGAGCACGGCCAACUCGGUGCUCUCCAUCCUGGCCGCCGACUACCCCGUGGAGCGCAACACCUGCUACCUCUCCGACGACUCGGGGAUGCUGCUCACCUACGAGGCCAUGGCGGAGGCCGCCAAGUUCGCCACCGUCUGGGUGCCCUUCUGCCGGAAGCACGGGAUCGAGCCCCGCGGGCCCGAGAGCUACUUCGAGCUCAAGUCCCACCCCUACAUGGGGCGCUCCCAGGAGGACUUCGUCAACGACCGCCGCCGCGUCCGCAAGGAGUACGACGAGUUCAAGGCCCGGAUCAACGGCCUCGAGCACGACAUCAAGCAGCGCUCCGACGCGCACAACGCCGCCAGGGGGCUCAAGGACGGCGAGCCGCGCGCCACCUGGAUGGCCGACGGCACCCAGUGGGAGGGCACCUGGGUCGAGCCCUCGGAGAACCACCGCAAGGGCGACCACGCCGGCAUCGUGCAGGUGCUGGUGAACCACCCGAGCCACAGCCGGCAGUUCGGCCCGCCGGCGAGCGCGGACAACCCGCUGGACUUCAGCAUGGUGGACGUGCGGCUGCCGAUGCUGGUGUACGUGUCCCGCGAGAAGCGCCCGGGCUUCAACCACGAGAAGAAGGCCGGCGCCAUGAAUGCCCUCACCCGCUGCUCCGCCGUGCUCACCAACUCGCCCUUCAUCCUCAACCUCGACUGCGACCACUACAUCAACAACUCCCAGGCGCUGCGCGCCGGCAUCUGCUUCAUGCUCGGCCGCGACAGCGACACCGUGGCCUUCGUCCAGUUCCCGCAGCGCUUCGAGGGCGUCGACCCCACCGACCUGUACGCCAACCACAACCGCAUCUUCUUCGACGGCACGCUCCGCGCGCUCGACGGCAUGCAGGGCCCCAUCUACGUCGGCACCGGCUGCCUCUUCCGCCGCGUCACGCUCUACGGCUUCGACCCGCCGCGGAUCAACGUCGGCGGGCCCUGCUUCCCGUCGCUGGGCGGGAUGUUCGCCAAGGCCAGGUACGAGAAGCCCGGCCUCGAGAUGACCACCAAGGCCGCCGUCGCCAAGGGCAAGCACGGCUUCCUCCCGCUGCCCCGGAAGGCGUACGGCAAGUCGGAGGCGUUCGUCGACUCCAUCCCGCGCGCGUCGCACCCGUCGCCGUUCGCCGCCGCCGCCGCCGUCGUGGCCGACGAGGCCACCAUCUCCGAGGCCGUGGCGGUGACCACCGCGGCGUACGAGAAGAAGACCGGGUGGGGCAGCAACAUCGGGUGGGUGUACGGCACGGUGACGGAGGACGUGGUGACGGGGUACCGGAUGCACAUCAAGGGGUGGCGCUCCCGCUACUGCUCCAUCUACCCGCACGCCUUCAUCGGCACCGCCCCCAUCAACCUGACGGAGCGCCUCUACCAGGUGCUCCGCUGGUCCACGGGCUCCCUCGAGAUCUUCUUCUCCCGGAACAACCCGCUGUUGGGGAGCACCUUCCUGCACCCGCUGCAGCGCGUGGCCUACAUCAACAUCACCACCUACCCCUUCACGGCCAUCUUCCUCAUCUUCUACACCACCGUGCCGGCGCUGUCCUUCGUCACGGGCCACUUCAUCGUGCAGCGCCCCACCACCAUGUUCUACGUGUACCUGGCCAUCGUGCUGGGGACGCUGCUGAUCCUGGCCGUGCUGGAGGUCAAGUGGGCGGGCGUCACCGUGUUCGAGUGGUUCCGGAACGGGCAGUUCUGGAUGACGGCCAGCUGCUCGGCGUACCUCGCCGCCGUGUGCCAGGUGGUGGUGAAGGUGGUGUUCCGGCGGGACAUCUCGUUCAAGCUCACGUCCAAGCAGCCGGCGGGCGACGAGAAGAAGGACCCCUACGCGGACCUGUACGUGGUGCGGUGGACGUGGCUGAUGGUCACGCCCAUCAUCAUCAUCCUCGUCAACAUCAUCGGCUCCGCGGUGGCCUUCGCCAAGGUGCUCGACGGCGAGUGGACGCACUGGCUCAAGGUGGCCGGCGGCGUCUUCUUCAACUUUUGGGUGCUCUUCCACCUCUACCCCUUCGCCAAGGGCCUCCUGGGGAGGCACGGCAAGACCCCCGUGGUGGUGCUCGUCUGGUGGGCCUUCACCUUCGUCAUCACCGCCGUGCUCUACAUCAACAUCCCCCACAUCCACGGGCCCGGCGGCAAGCACGGCGCUCACGGCGGCAGGCACUCCUCCCACCACCACGCCGGCAACAGCCUGCACUUCACGGUCUGGCCGUAGGAGGGAUGCGUCGAGCACAUACAUACCAGGCCCCCAACAUUGAUUCAUCGACCAGACCGACCACCGUGAAGAGAAGAGUACGUUCCGUUCCGUUCCAGUCCAUUCCGUUCCGUUCUGCUGCUGCUUCUGCUGCUGCUGGUGAAGCUAGACUGCUACGUACAACAUGCGACCGACGACGUACCCGCCACCACAAUUUGAUUUCUUCUUUUUUUUUCUUUCUAGUUUUGUCCAGAAAUUGAAAGAUGGUGUUGAUUUGAUUUAGUUCUUUUUUUUCGAUUAUUAAUUACCGUACCCGUGGUAAUUAAUCAUGUACCUACUACUAUAUAUACAUUACGCCAAGAGGAAGAGGAAGAGGAUCAUCGUCACCUGUAAGUGAGGAGGGGGUGUGAGAUGAGAUGAGAUGAGCGAGCUUGAGGGUGAGUGGGGCCGGGGUGCCGGUGUCUGUACUGUACAUGCUACUGGAGUGAGUGGAGUCCGAGUCACACACAGUGGGAGGGGGGAGGAGGGUUGUGUAGGGCCCCCGGCUCUGGUUGGGGUGGUAUUCUUUUAGUAUAUGGAACACAAUAAAUUUAAUUCCAUUCUUGCA